Messenger RNA from Nestor notabilis (Kea), 3288 nucleotides. RefSeq names its product synaptopodin 2 (gene SYNPO2). Gene Ontology annotation, cellular component: Z disc; actin cytoskeleton; stress fiber. The record is from RefSeq and is a predicted model, not a curated record. Gene Ontology annotation, biological process: positive regulation of actin filament bundle assembly. The transcript is spliced from 4 exons. Gene Ontology annotation, molecular function: actin binding. Lineage: Eukaryota; Metazoa; Chordata; Aves; Psittaciformes; Psittacidae. The coding region runs from base 1 to 3288 and encodes 1095 amino acids.
AUGCUGCCUAACUGCACCAGGAAAAUGGGCACAGGGGAUUAUCUCUGCAUUGCUAUGAGCGGAGGGGCGCCUUGGGGCUUUAGAUUGCAAGGUGGCAAGGAGCAAAAGCAGCCUUUGCAAAUCGCCAAGGUUCGCAGCAAGAGCAAAGCAGCUAAGGCUGGACUGCGUGAGGGAGAUGAGGUGGUGUCUAUCAACGGCAAGCCUUGUGGAGACUUAACCUAUGCUGAAGUUAUCAUUCUGAUGGAAAGCCUGACUGAUGUCCUGCAGAUGCUUAUCAAGAGAUCCUCCAGUGGAAUAAAUGAAACCUUGAGUGCUGAAAGAGAAAAUGGGAAGGACGAGAACAUAAAAAAUGAGGACUAUAGGGAGAGUACUGCACUGCAAAAUAACACAGCGAACGAGAGACCCCAUGGAGAUUUAUGCAUCACAGAGAUAUACAGUGAGUCUCACCAGGAAGGAGGAGAAAGGAACAUACACUUUUCUGAAAUGAAACAAGAGACCACACAAAGCCAAAGAAUUACUUCUAAAGUGAUAGGCACCUCCAAAGUGCUUGUGACAGAUGAGAGUGCUCUCAGAGGGAAGACAGAAGAAAGAAGGCCAGGUACUAUGGUUGAGCUGCAGUUGUCCCUCUCAAAUGAUGCGCACAAAAGCAUCAAUGCUCCUGCUGUGACUCUCUCAGGGGCAGAAAAAUGCACCCCUUCAGGAAGAGGACCCAGUGUACAAGAUGGGACUAGCCCUGUAAUCACGAUUCCCCUGGGCAUGAAAGAGGGCAACAUCCAGUGGUCAAGCAAAGUUGUCCAGUUUUCUAAUGGCAAAGAGACCAAGAGAAUCCAGGGUGCAGCUCCAUCUCUCCCCAGGGUGGAAGUGAUCCUGGACUGUUCAGAUAGGGAGAAGGAAGCACCCAGGUCUCCGGCUGAAAGGGGGUGUGUUGAUUCUCAAGUGGAGGAAGGGCAGUCAGAAGCACCUCCUUCCCUCCUCUCCUUUGCAAUCUCAUCAGAAGGCACAGAGCAGGGAGAAGACAACCAGCACUCGGAAAGGGAUCACAGACCUCUCAAGCACAGGGCAAGGCACGCAAGGCUCCGGCGAAGUGAGAGUCUCUCAGAGAAGCAGGUCAAAGAAGCCAAAUCUAAAUGUAAAAGUAUUGCACUGCUGCUGACAGCAGCACCCAAUCCCAAUUCCAAGGGGGUGUUGAUGUUCAAGAAGCGUCGUCAAAGGGCGAGGAAAUAUACUUUAGUCAGCUACGGUACUGGGGAGUUAGAACGUGACGAAGACGAGGGUGAAGACGGGGAAGGUGAAGAGGGGGACAAAGAAAACACUUUUGAAGUGAGUUUGCUUGCAACAAGUGAGUCAGAAAUAGAUGAAGAUCUCUUCUCUGACAUUGACAACGACGGUAAGAUUGUGACAUUUGACUGGGACAGUGGUCUACUUGAGGUUGAGAAGAAGAUAAAAAGUGGAGACGAGAUGCAGACACUUCCAGAGAGCACAGGUAAAGGGGCCCUCAUGUUUGCCAAGAGGCGUCAGAGAAUGGAUCAGAUUACAGCUGAACAGGAGGAGAUGAAGGCACGCACAGUGCAUACAGAGGAACAAAGAGAAGCAACCAUGUCGGAGAACUUCCAGAAAGUAAGUUCUACAGUCUAUCAAACAAAAGAGGAAGAAAUGUCAAGACAGCAGACCUGCGUGAGCAAAAGCUACACAGACAUGAGCCAGAAUCAUAGCAAAAUGCUACAACAAAAUGGCUUUGGCUUAGCACCAGACACAAACCUCUCUUUUCAGUCCUCUGAUGCUCAAAGAGCAGCUUCUUUGAAUAAAAUAGCAAAACCCUUCCCUUCUGGGGUUCAAAAUCGAGCAGCUGCACCAUUUUCACCCAUAAGAAACGUCACUAGUCCUCUUUCAGACAUACCUGCACCACCUCCUUAUUGCUCUGUUAGCCCACCACCUGAGGCUUUAUACAGACCUGUUUCAGCUCCCGCAGCCAGCAGAGCUGCCCCAUCUGUGUGGUCACCCAGUGAGCCAACAGAACACAUAGCAUCCAGAGAUGAAAGGAUUGCGGUGCCAGCCAAAAGAACCGGGAUACUGCAAGAGGCGAAGAGAAGAAGCACUUCAAAACCUAUGUUCACUUUCAAAGAAGCACCCAAAGUAAGUCCUAAUCCUGCCCUGUUGUCCCUUGUACACAAUGCAGAGGGCAAAAAAGCUACUGGAGCUGGUUUUGAGUCAGGACCUGAAGAAGACUACCUCAGUUUGGGAGCAGAAGCUUGCAAUUUCAUGCAGACUCAAGCAUCUAAACAAAAGGCCCCUCCUCCUGUUGCUCCAAAGCCUUCAGUCAAGAUCUCUCCUACUGCUGGUACUCCAGCUUCACCAGUUUGGUCACCUCCAGCUGUGGCUUCUAGCAAGGCUCCUUCUUUCCCAGCACCAGCCUCACCUCAGGCAGCAUAUCCUGCACCACUCAAAUCUCCACAGUAUCCUCAUUCUCCUGCCCAUCCCCCAAGUUCUCUCAACCUAGCUGGUCCUUUCAAAGGGCCUCAGGCAACCCUAGCGAGUCCAAACCAUACACCCAAGACAACCACACCAGGCACACCAAGUGCUGGAGAAACAAAGCCACCCUUUGAGAUGCCACCAGCUAUGAGCGGAAAAGGAGCACAGUUAUUUGCCAGAAGGCACUCUCGAAUGGAGAAGUAUGUGGUAGAUUCAGAGACUGUGCAGGCAAACACGGCACGAGCCUCGUCUCCAACUCCAUCUUUACCAGCUUCUUGGAAAUAUUCAUCUAAUGUCCGAGCACCUCCACCUGUUGCUUAUAAUCCCAUCCACUGCCCAUCUUAUCCUCCUGGUGCUACCAAGCCUUCCUCUAAGUCCACUGCUGCUACCAAAAACACCAAAAGAAAACCUAAGAAAGGUCUCAAUGCUUUGGAUAUUAUGAAGCAUCAACCUUACCAACUUGAUGCAUCUUUAUUUACUUUUCAACCUCCUAGUACUAAGGAAAGCCUUACUACUAAGCAGACAUUGAAGCUGUCCACUUCAAAGCAAGCUCUACCUUUAAGACCACCUAGUGCUGGCUCUCCUACUAAUGCUCGGGCAUCUUCAGUGUACUCCGUGCCAGCCUACGGUUCACAGCCUUUGUUCCAGUCAGAGGCCCCUAUCCCAGUAAAUGAAUCAUAUGCACCUAUGAGCUACUCUGCAUUUUCUAAGCCGGAAAGCACCACAUCCUCUUUGUUUACUGCUCCGAGGCCAAAAUUUUCAGCAAAGAAAGCUGGUGUCACUGCCCAGGUGUGGAAGCCAUCCAUUAUUGAAAAGUAA